AUCAAUCACAUGCACAACCACAAACUCAUCCAAUUUAUAAUCUCAUAGAACACAACAACAUUUUACUACACAAAAAGACAACAUUUGAUUGAAGUACUAGAAAACAAACAUGUCUGACUGGGGCCCAGUGUUUGUGUCAAUUGUGCUGUUUAUUUUGUUGACCCCAGGAUUGCUGUUUCAGAUACCUGGACGGUCAAGAUGUGUUGAGUUUGGAAAUUUUCAGACAAGUGGUGCUUCAAUACUCAUUCAUUCUCUUCUCUAUUUUGGCUUAGUCUGCAUUUUCUUCCUUGCUAUUAAGAUUCACUUAUACAUUGGCUAAUGAAUCUUAAUUCACUCAUGCAUGUUUCUGUUGUUAAUUAGUUUGUUCAGCUAAGUUGUGUGACACUUUAUUUUGUGUUAUCCUUGCUGUAUUCAGUUUUCCAUUGAAUGAAUGAAUGAAUCCUAGUACU
Molecule: messenger RNA, 449 nt
Organism: Trifolium pratense (red clover)
Lineage: Eukaryota; Viridiplantae; Streptophyta; Magnoliopsida; Fabales; Fabaceae
Exons: 1
Coding region: 110-319 (69 amino acids)
Source: RefSeq, a predicted model, not a curated record